AUGACUUCAGGAGUCUAUAGCAAAAAUGAAUAUUUGGAACAACGAAGUUGGUCGCCAUCACAGUCACCGUUGCGAACAACAGCCCCUUUUACGUUUAAAUACACAACUUUCGACGAGGACGAUGAAGCCGAGUAUCUGAAAAAAGAAGAGGAAGAAAAAGCAACUCUUGAAGCACAAUAUGCACCGGGAAAAAUUCCGGAAAUUGCCAUUCAACUUGUAGACGAUCCUAAUGCGAACCAGGAGGAAAAUGAUAAUCAUAUUUAUAGUCCAGUCCCGGAGCCACCUACGACCCCUCCUCCUCCGCUUCCAGCUAUCGGACCACCACUGAUAUUAUAUUCUGAAAAACCUGACCACGAAGGUUUUGACGAUGUGAAGAAAGUUGCUGUAGAAGAAACACGAAAUGCGCAAAUUACAAGCGAUGAAAAAGUGGAGGAACAAAAAAGUGGUGGCUCAGAACCAUCUGUAGCUCAUGGUCUAAAUGUUUAUGAGGAUCCUAUUGAAGUUGUCCCAGUUGCCAAAGACGAACAAAUCAAGUGGGAACAGGGCCUGAGUUCUUCGGUUAUCCGAAAAAUGAGUCGGAGCAACAAAUGGCUACCCAUAGACAAAGAGGAUGAGGAUCUUCGACAACGCGUUGAAGCUUAUCGGGCUAAACCGCAUAUUUUACCUCUCAAAGACGACGACGAAGACAGUAUUUUUCAAAAAUUCGGAAAAUUUACAAAUGCUUCGUCAACGACUAGUACCCCAGUAACGGAAACAGACAAUUCUCCAUUAUCAGGCAGUCCAGCAUUGCCUACUUCGCCACCUCCGAAAUUACAGCCCUAUUCCCCAUACCACAUCCCAGUGACUAGAACAUUUAAGUCGCAUGAAAAUUCCUCCCCGUCUCAACCUCCAGAAAAUUCCUCACUAAAAAGCAGAACAGAAUCCAUUUUUGAACAAGUAAAACCUACUAAGGAAGAAGUUUCAAAAGUACCGACUGCACUUUCCUAUCCGAAUCAGAAACCAUCGGUGGCAGAAGAAGUGAGUUGGAAAAGAGCACCAAAUCAACUAUCUUUUCCGGACUCGCCUUUAUCUCCCAAUGCUCUAGCAUCCCCAGUGCGUAGGCCAGAUUCUGCGCCACCACAGAUGGUUGGAAUUAGCAAUAAAUUCUUCCUACUCGACGACCAAGCAGAACUAAAACCAACAAAAGUCGUUCGGCACUCCUAUUUUGGACCGAAACCAGCACCAAAAGAUGUGAAAGAUGGUCCAUCGAUACAUCACCACUAUAUUCCACUACCACUUGCGAACUUCAAUAAACCAACUCGGAGAAAUACAAUCUCAGAAAAUAGAGUUAACACUAGUCCGCACCCAAAAUCGCGACGAGCCACCGAAUACGUCCAGUUGGGCGCAGGUGGAUUCAGCAACACUUGGUCACCUUCACACAAAACCGUUACAGAACCUUCUCCAAUUACCGAACAGUAA
Enterobius vermicularis (human pinworm) is the source of this 1458-nucleotide messenger RNA. The record is from the annotation of a GenBank genome assembly. NCBI's taxonomy places the organism in Eukaryota, Metazoa, Nematoda, Chromadorea, Rhabditida, Oxyuridae.